Vitrella brassicaformis is the source of this 1272-nucleotide messenger RNA. NCBI's taxonomy places the organism in Eukaryota, Vitrellaceae. The record is from the annotation of a GenBank genome assembly.
CGCAGACGGGUCUAGGGUCUCGGGUUUGCAACCCUGAACCGAACCGAGACGACACACAAACGAAAGGAAAGGCAGGCAAAAGCUUCGCCGAGGGCCACCAGAACUAGAGGCAGUGCCGAAAAGCCAACUUUUUUGCUGCCCGGCUUGUGGUGGCGACGUUGGCGCGUUGAGCGAGGCCCGAUGCUGAACUAUGUGCCAAGGUGAGGCAGCAAUGACGCAGAGCAGGCAGAUGACGGAGAUCUCCCGAGAUCUGGCUCAGAAAAGUGUGUGUGUGUGAUUGUGCUUCAGGCGGACGCCUGGCGUGAAGCUGCUGUAUGGCAAGAGGCCUGUGCAGAGGAUAAUUGCCGGCCACAGCAAAUUCCUCAUUGCGGUACGCGACAACAAUCUCAUUCAUCACUUGCGCAUCUUGCCUGCUGCCCAUCUGUGGCUGCGUGUGUGUGUGCAGAUCCCCACCACGACGACAGAUAAGAUCUACGAGAAGGUGGAUGAGUCGGUGUACUAUGAGAACAACACAUACAACCCGCUGCAGUGGAAGGACUACGUCAAGAUCAAGUCAGCAACAACCGGCAUAGAGACGGGGAAUGGCGUGUGGGAUCCUCACUCUGUUUGUGUGCCCUCCUGCCUGUCUGUGUCUGUCUGUCUGUCUGCGUUGGAUUCGUUCAGGCUUGAUGCCCAGAAUUUGAUAGAGGCCGACGUCAAGUCGGCUCUGACCAACCUUGACUUCUAUCCCAAGGUCAGCCAGCCACACCACACAAGCACCCACGAUGAUGCGCCUCUCAUUGGUGCUGCUGUUGUCUGCCGUUUGCCCUUCUUGUGUCAGAUCCAAGGGCUGUAUGCCGGCCAGCAGUCGCUGGCAGAGAUGGACGCGGCACUCAAGAUGUCGGCCAAGCCCCAGUUCAAGUUCCCUCUUGCAUCUGGAGGCACCACCAAGUGAUCUGAUCCGUUCCUGGCUGGGUGGACGAAUGGAGACAGGCAGGCAGGCAGAUGCGCUGUACGUACGUACGCCUCGCGAAAUGCGCGCGAGGCUGAUGGACAGAUGCUCUGAUGGUUUGUUUUGUCCGCCCGAACGGGUUCUGUGAGUGAGUGUAGUUGACUGUCGUGUUCGCUCUGCAAACAAUAACGCGUGUGCACACAGCAAUGCAUGUGAUGUGCAUCAAAAGACGUGAUUGGCAUCUCCAUGAGUCGCGCCGCCCUCCCUUCAGCUACGGAGACAACCACAUUUUUUAAGCUCGUCAUCACGUUUCGGAGGCUGCAGGCUGCGCUUCUCUGCAU